Molecule: messenger RNA, 690 nt
Organism: Closterium sp. NIES-65
Lineage: Eukaryota; Viridiplantae; Streptophyta; Zygnematophyceae; Desmidiales; Closteriaceae
Source: the annotation of a GenBank genome assembly
AUGAGGUCUCUCUCUUUGACUUUGUCUCUGGCGCUUGUCCCUGCCCCACCUGCUGAUGCUGACUCUGCCGUUCGCUCCAAGUGGGCGACCGCGAUGCUGCUGCACGUCUUGCUGUGCGUCGCCACCUCCCUUCCUCUGAGCGUAGCCCACUUAGUCAGUGCAAGACCGCUCAGGCCUUGGGUGUGGUUCCUUCCCCCUGCUGCCCUCUGUCGCCUCUGCCGCUGCGGGCGACUCACUGGUUUUGAGUCGUCGGCGCGGCGUCUGCCCCCAGCGGCAGACGCCGCGCUGGCAAGGGCAAGGGGGGCAAGGGAGCGGGUGGAGAUAGAGGGGGGGUGGAGGAGGCGGUGGAGGUGGCGGGGUGGGGGGAGUGGGGGUGGCGGUGGGGGUGGUGGCGGAAGUGGAGGUACUGGUGGCGGCGCGGUGGAGGCGGAGGUGGCGGCGGAGGUGGUAGCGGAGGAGGCGGUGGGAGCGGUGGGAGCGACGGUCCUGGUGGGGGAGGUGGAGGUGGAGACGGGGGUGGCGGUGGAGGCGGGGGGGGUGGCAGUGGAGGCGGGCGGUCGGAGUGGCUCGUCCCAGCGGAGCAGCUCCGGGGCUGUUCAGCGCCAGCAGCAACAGCAGCAGCAGCCGCAGCAGCAGCCACAGCAGCAGCAGCGCUCUCGCACCGUCCCCGCCCCCUCAGCAGCUCCGUGA